Messenger RNA from Aphanomyces astaci, 264 nucleotides. RefSeq lists its product as hypothetical. NCBI's taxonomy places the organism in Eukaryota, Oomycota, Saprolegniomycetes, Saprolegniales, Verrucalvaceae. The transcript is spliced from 3 exons. Bases 1 to 264 code for a protein of 87 amino acids. The record is from RefSeq and is a predicted model, not a curated record.
AUGGACAGCGACAGUGAAAGUGAUAGCGGCAACGACAGCGACAUCAUUGAUGCUGCCAUUCAAGUCGUUUUCGGCCCCGCCCUUGCCCGCGACCUGUUCCGGCGCCGAUUCCGUAUGUCCCGUGACUUGUUCCUUCUUGUCAUGGACGUCGUCGCAGCAAGGAACUCGUACUUCAUACAACGCAAGGAUGCAUUAGGCAUAGAAUCGGACGAUGCCAUGGACUCCUGCCACUUUGGCGCGUCCUUCAAUAUGAGCCAGCAGUGA